AUGAGUGAUGCACCAGAAACGGUGAAAAUAGAUAAUACACCACCUCCAGGACAGAGUUAUGAUAAAUAUAAGAAAGCCUUCGAGAUGAUAUCCUUAGAUGAUGUUAAUAGAAUAGAGAAUGUACCUUGUAUGCGGAACGCACUGUUAUACGGUAUAGGUGGUGGUAUGGCAUUUGGUGCUAUACAUUUCAUAUCAACCAGGCGGAUAAAAAGCAGUUGGAAUUGGACAUUCGCUAGCGCUAUGGUCGUAAUGGUUGGAACCUGGCAACACUGUCGUAGUAGAAGAACUGAGGAAAUGGAUAAAAUGCGUCAAAUUACUGAGAAAUACUCUGAUCAUCACAUUUCAAACCUCAAACGUAAGAAUGACGAAGCGAGAAGACAAUUCAAAGAACGUAAAGAGCAAGAAGAGCGAGUACAAUACAGUUGGUAUAAUCCUAAGCGAUAUUUUUCAUAG
This is a messenger RNA of Wallemia mellicola CBS 633.66, 453 nucleotides long. RefSeq lists its product as hypothetical. The transcript has 2 exons. NCBI's taxonomy places the organism in Eukaryota, Fungi, Basidiomycota, Wallemiomycetes, Wallemiales, Wallemiaceae. Bases 1 to 453 code for a protein of 150 amino acids. Gene Ontology annotation, cellular component: mitochondrion; mitochondrial inner membrane. Gene Ontology annotation, biological process: mitochondrial respiratory chain complex IV assembly. The record is from RefSeq and is a predicted model, not a curated record.